GAUGAGCAGUUCUUAGGUUUUGGCUCAGAUGAAGAAGUCCGAGUACGAAGUCCCACAAGGUCUCCUUCAGUUAAAACUAGCCCUCGAAAGCCUCGCGGGAGACCUAGAAGUGGCUCUGACCGAAAUUCAGCUAUCCUCUCAGAUCCGUCUGUGUUUUCCCCUCUAAAUAAAUCAGAGACCAAAUCUGGAGAUAAGAUCAAGAAGAAAGAUUCUAAAAGCAUAGAAAAGAAGAGAGGAAGACCCCCCACCUUCCCUGGAGUAAAAAUCAAAAUAACACAUGGAAAGGACAUUUCAGAGCUACCAAAGGGAAGCAAAGAAGAUAGCUUGAAAAAGAUUAAACGGACACCUUCUGCUACAUUUCAACAAGCCACAAAGAUUAAAAAAUUAAGAGCAGGUAAACUCUCUCCUCUCAAGUCUAAGUUUAAGACAGGGAAGCUUCAAAUAGGAAGGAAGGGGGUACAGAUUGUCCGACGGCGAGGAAGGCCUCCAUCGACAGAAAGGAUAAAGACCCCUUCAGGCCUCCUCAUUAACUCUGAACUGGAAAAGCCCCAGAAGGUCCGGAAGGACAAGGAAGGAACACCUCCACUCACAAAAGAAGAUAAGACAGUAGUCAGACAAAGCCCUCGAAGGAUUAAGCCGGUGAGGAUUAUUCCUUCUUCUAAAAGGACAGAUGCAACAAUUGCUAAGCAGCUCUUGCAGAGGGCAAAAAAGGGGGCUCAAAAGAAAAUUGAGAAAGAAGCAGCUCAGCUGCAGGGAAGAAAGGUGAAGACACAGGUCAAAAACAUUCGACAGUUCAUUAUGCCCGUUGUCAGUGCCAUCUCCUCACGGAUCAUUAAAACCCCUCGGCGGUUUAUAGAGGAUGAGGAUUAUGACCCUCCGAUUAAAAUUGCCCGACUAGAGUCUACACCGAACAGUAGAUUCAGUGCCACGUCCUGUGGAUCUUCUGAAAAAUCAAGUGCAGCUUCUCAGCACUCCUCUCAGAUGUCUUCAGACUCCUCCCGAUCUAGUAGCCCCAGUGUUGAUACCUCCACAGAUUCUCAGGCCUCUGAGGAGAUUCAGGUACUUCCUGAAGAGCGGAGCGAGACCCCCGAAGUUCAUACUCCACUGCCUAUUUCCCAGUCCCCAGAAAACGAUAGUAAUGAUAGGAGAAGCAGAAGGUAUUCCGUGUCAGAGAGAAGUUUUGGAUCUAGAACAACUAAAAAGCUAUCAACUCUACAAAGUGCCCCCCAGCAGCAGCCCUCUUCCUCUCCGCCUCCACCUCUGCUUACUCCACCCCCGCCACUGCAGCCAGCCUCCGGCAUCUCUGACCACACACCUUGGCUCAUGCCUCCAACGAUCCCCUUAGCAUCACCAUUUUUGCCUGCUUCUGCUGCUCCUAUGCAAGGGAAGCGCAAGUCUAUUUUGCGAGAACCAACGUUUAGGUGGACUUCCUUAAAGCAUUCUAGGUCAGAGCCACAAUACUUUUCCUCAGCAAAGUAUGCCAAAGAAGGUCUUAUUCGCAAACCCAUAUUUGAUAAUUUCCGACCCCCUCCACUAACUCCUGAGGAUGUUGGCUUCGCGUCCGGUUUUUCUGCAUCCGGUACUGCUGCUUCAGCCCGAUUGUUUUCACCACUCCACUCUGGAACAAGGUUCGAUAUGCACAAAAGGAGCCCUCUUCUGAGAGCUCCGAGAUUUACUCCAAGUGAGGCUCACUCUAGAAUAUUUGAGUCUGUCACCUUGCCUAGUAAUCGAACUUCUGCUGGAACAUCUUCUUCAGGAGUAUCCAACAGAAAAAGGAAAAGAAAAGUCUUUAGCCCUAUUCGAUCUGAACCAAGAUCUCCUUCUCACUCCAUGAGGACAAGAAGUGGAAGGCUUAGUACUGCUGAGCUGUCACCUCUCACCCCGCCGUCUUCUGUCUCUUCCUCGUUAAGCAUAUCUGUUAGUCCUCUUGCCACUAGUGCCUUAAACCCAACUUUUACUUUUCCUUCUCAUUCCCUGACUCAGUCUGGGGAAUCUGCAGAGAAAAGCCAGAGACCAAGGAAGCAGGCUAGCGCUCCAGCAGAGCCAUUUUCAUCUGGCAGCCCCACUCCUCUCUUCCCUUGGUUUACCCCAGGCUCUCAGACUGAAAGAGGGAGAAAUAAAGACAAGGCCCCUGAGGAGCUGUCCAAAGAUCGAGAUGCUGACAAGAGCGUGGAGAAGGACAAGAGUAGAGAGAGAGACCGGGAGAGAGAAAAAGAGAAUAAGCGGGAGUCAAGGAAAGAGAAAAGGAAAAAGGGAUCAGAAAUUCAGAGUAGUUCUGCUUUGUAUCCUGUGGGUAGGGUUUCCAAAGACAAGGUUGUCAGUGAAGAUGUUGCCACUUCAUCUUCUGCCAAAAAAGCAACAGGGCGGAAGAAGUCUUCAUCACUUGAUUCUGGGACUGAUAUUGCUUCUGUGACUCUUGGGGAUACAACAGCUGUCAAAACCAAAAUACUUAUAAAGAAAGGGAGAGGAAAUCUGGAAAAAAACAACUUGGACCUCGGCCCAACUGCCCCAUCCCUGGAGAAGGAGAAAACCCUCUGCCUUUCCACUCCUUCAUCUAGCACUGUUAAACAUUCCACUUCCUCCAUAGGCUCCAUGUUGGCUCAGGCAGACAAGCUUCCUAUGACGGACAAGAGGGUUGCCAGCCUCCUAAAAAAGGCCAAAGCCCAGCUCUGCAAGAUUGAGAAGAGUAAGAGUCUUAAACAAACCGACCAGCCCAAAGCACAGGGUCAAGAAAGUGAUUCAUCAGAGACCUCUGUGCGAGGACCCCGCAUUAAACAUGUCUGCAGAAGAGCUGCUGUUGCCCUUGGCCGAAAACGAGCUGUGUUUCCUGAUGACAUGCCCACCCUGAGUGCCUUACCAUGGGAAGAACGAGAAAAGAUUUUGUCUUCCAUGGGGAAUGAUGACAAGUCAUCAAUUGCUGGCUCAGAAGAUGCUGAACCUCUUGCUCCACCCAUCAAACCAAUUAAACCCGUUACCAGAAACAAGGCGCCUCAGGAACCUCCAGUAAAGAAAGGGCGACGAUCCAGGCGGUGUGGGCAGUGUCCCGGCUGCCAGGUGCCUGAGGACUGUGGUGUUUGUACUAAUUGCUUAGACAAACCCAAGUUUGGUGGCCGAAAUAUAAAGAAGCAGUGCUGCAAGAUGAGAAAAUGUCAGAAUCUACAAUGGAUGCCUUCCAAAGCCUACCUUCAGAAGCAAGCAAAAGCUGUGAAAAAGAAAGAGAAAAAGUCUAAAACCAGCGAAAAGAAAGAGAGCAAGGAGAGCAGUGUUGGGAAGAGCGUGGUGGACUCUGGUCAGAAACCUGCCCCGUCAGCAAGAGAGGACCCUGCCCCCAAGAAAAGCAAUAGUGAACCUCCGCCUCGAAAGCCCAUUGAGGAAAAGAGCGAAGAAGGGAACACCUCUGCCCCAGUUUCUGAAUCCAAACAAGUUACCACUCCAGCUUCCAGGAAGUCCGGCAAGCAGGCCUCCCAGCCAGUGCCAGUCACCCCUGCACAGCCACCGAGCACAGCACCACCAAGAAAGGAAGUUCCCAAGACCACUCCUAGUGAGCCCAAGAAAAAACAGCCUGCACCACCAGAAUCAGGUCCAGAGCAAAGCAAGCAGAAAAAAGUGGCUCCUCGCCCAAGUAUUCCUGUAAAACAAAAACCAAAAGAAAAGGAAAAGCCACCUCCAGUCAGUAAGCAGGAGAACACAGGCACUUUGAACAUCCUCAGCACUCUCUCCAAUGGCAAUACUUCGAAGCAAAAAAUCCCAGCAGAUGGAGUCCACAGGAUCAGAGUGGACUUUAAGGAGGAUUGUGAAGCAGAAAAUGUGUGGGAGAUGGGAGGCUUAGGAAUCUUGACCUCUGUUCCUAUAACACCCAGAGUGGUUUGCUUUCUCUGUGCCAGCAGUGGGCACGUGGAGUUUGUGUAUUGCCAAGUCUGUUGUGAGCCCUUCCACAAGUUUUGUUUAGAGGAGAACGAGCGCCCCCUGGAGGACCAGCUGGAGAACUGGUGUUGUCGCCGCUGCAAGUUCUGUCAUGUUUGUGGAAGGCAGCAUCAGGCCACCAAGCAGCUGCUGGAGUGUAAUAAGUGCCGAAACAGCUAUCACCCCGAGUGCCUGGGACCAAACUACCCCACCAAGCCCACCAAGAAAAAGAAAGUUUGGAUCUGCACCAAGUGUGUUCGCUGCAAGAGCUGUGGAUCCACAACUCCAGGCAAAGGGUGGGACGCACAGUGGUCUCACGAUUUUUCACUGUGCCACGACUGUGCCAAACUCUUUGCUAAAGGGAACUUCUGUCCUCUCUGUGAUAAGUGUUAUGAUGACGAUGACUACGAGAGUAAGAUGAUGCAGUGUGGGAAGUGUGAUCGCUGGGUCCAUUCCAAAUGUGAGAAUCUUUCAGACGAGAUGUAUGAGAUUCUGUCUAACUUGCCAGAAAGCGUGGCCUACACCUGUGUGAACUGCACUGAGCGGCAUCCUGCAGAGUGGCGACUGGCCCUGGAAAAAGAGCUACAGAUCUCUCUGAAGCAAGUUCUGACAGCUUUGCUCAACUCUCGGACCACCAGCCACUUGCUUCGCUACCGACAGGCUGCCAAACCUCCAGACUUAAAUCCUGAGACAGAGGAGAGUAUACCUUCCCGCAGCUCUCCAGAAGGACCUGAUCCACCUGUGCUUACUGAGGUCAGCAAACAGGAAGAUCAACAGCCCUUAGAUCUGGAAGGAGUCAAGAGGAAAAUGGACCAAGGGAACUAUACAUCUGUGUUGGAGUUCAGUGAUGAUAUCGUGAAGAUCAUUCAAGCAGCCAUUAAUUCAGAUGGAGGGCAGCCGGAGAUUAAAAAAGCCAACAGCAUGGUCAAGUCCUUCUUUAUUCGGCAAAUGGAACGUGUUUUUCCAUGGUUCAGUGUCAAAAAGUCUAGGUUUUGGGAGCCAAAUAAAGUAUCGAGCAACAGUGGGAUGUUACCAAACGCAGUGCUUCCACCUUCACUUGACCAUAAUUAUGCUCAGUGGCAGGAGCGAGAGGAAAACAGCCACACUGAGCAGCCUCCUCUAAUGAAGAAAAUCAUUCCAGCUCCCAAACCUAAAGGGCCUGGAGAACCAGACUCUCCAACUCCUCUCCAUCCUCCCACACCACCAAUUUUGAGUACUGAUAGGAGUCGAGAAGAUAGUCCAGAACUGAACCCACCCCCAGGCAUAGAAGAUAAUAGACAAUGUGCAUUGUGUUUGACCUAUGGUGAUGACAGUGCUAAUGAUGCUGGCCGUUUGCUUUACAUUGGCCAAAAUGAGUGGACACAUGUAAAUUGCGCUUUGUGGUCAGCAGAAGUGUUUGAAGACGAUGAUGGAUCACUAAAGAAUGUGCACAUGGCUGUGAUCAGGGGCAAGCAGCUGAGAUGUGAGUUCUGCCAAAAGCCAGGAGCCACUGUGGGCUGCUGCCUUACAUCCUGCACCAGCAACUAUCACUUCAUGUGUUCUCGCGCCAAGAACUGUGUCUUUCUGGAUGAUAAGAAAGUGUAUUGCCAGCGCCAUCGGGAUCUAAUCAAAGGCGAGGUGGUUCCUGAGAAUGGAUUUGAAGUUUUUAGAAGAGUGUUUGUGGACUUUGAAGGAAUCAGCUUGAGAAGAAAGUUUCUCAAUGGCUUGGAACCAGAAAAUAUCCACAUGAUGAUUGGCUCCAUGACAAUUGACUGCUUAGGAAUUCUGAAUGAUCUCUCUGACUGUGAAGAUAAGCUUUUUCCUAUUGGAUAUCAGUGUUCCAGGGUUUACUGGAGCACCACGGAUGCUCGCAAGCGCUGUGUGUAUACGUGCAAGAUCGUAGAAUGCCGUCCUCCAGUUGUAGAGCCGGAUAUCAACAGCACUGUCGAGCACGAUGAAAAUAGGACCAUCGCUCACAGCCCCACAUCUUUUGCAGAAAUUGCAUCUAAAGAAAGUCAAAACACAGCUGAAAUUGUAAGUCCUCCCUCACCAGACCGACCUCAUUCGCAAACCUCCGGCUCCUGUUUUUAUCAUGUCAUCUCAAAGGUCCCUAGGAUUCGCACACCUAGUUAUUCUCCAACACAGAGAUCCCCUGGCUGUCGGCCGUUGCCUUCUGCAGGAAGUCCUACCCCAACCACUCAUGAAAUAGUCACAGUGGGUGACCCUUUACUCUCCUCUGGACUCCGAAGCAUUGGCUCCCGGCGUCACAGCACUUCUUCCUUGUCACCCCAGCGGUCUAAACUCCGGAUCAUGUCUCCAAUGAGAACUGGGGGUACUUACUCCAGGAAUAGUGUUUCCUCAGUCUCUACCAUCGGGACUGCCACAGACCUUGAGUCAAGUGCCAAAGCAGUUGAUCAUGUCUUAGGACCACUGAAUUCAAAUACUAAUUUAGGGCAAAACACUUCCACCUCUUCAAAUUUGCAAAGGACAGUGGUUACUAUGGGCACUAAAACCAGCCACUUGGAUGGGUCUUCCUCUUCCGAAAUGAAGCAUUCCAGCGCUUCAGACUUGGCAUCCAAGGGCUCCUCUUUGAAGGGAGAGAAGACCAAAGUGCCAAGUUCCAAGAGUUCGGAGGGGUCUGCACAUACUGUGGCUUAUCCUGGCAUUCCCAAACUGGCUCCACAGGUUCAUAACACAACACCUGGAGAAUUAAAUGCUAGCAAGAUCAGCACUUUCGCUGAACUCUCUUCAGGGCCAUUUUCUUCUAAAGAGGCCCUCUCCUUCCCCCCACUCCAUCUGAGAGGGCAGAGGAAUGAUCGGGACCAACACACAGAUUCUAACCAAUCGGUAAACCCCCCUCCCGAUGAAGACGCGGGAGUCAAAACCUUGAAGCUAUCUGGAGUGAGCAACAGAUCAUCCAUCCUCAAUGAGCACGUGGGGUCUAGUUCCAGAGACCGGAGACAGAAAGGGAAAAAGUCUUGUAAAGAAACUUUCAAAGAAAAACAUUCCAGUAAAUCUUUUUUGGAACCUGGGCAGGUGUCAACUGGUGAGGAAGGAAACCUAAAGCCGGAGUUUGUGGACGAGGUUUUGACUCCUGAGUUUAUGGGGCAACGACCAUGUAAUAAUGUUUCUUCUGAUAAGAUUGGAGACAAAGUCCUCUCUAUUCCGGGAGCCCCCAAAGCUCCAUCCAUGCAAGUAGAAGGAUCUGCCAAGGAAUUACAGACACCCCGGAAACGCACGGUCAAAGUAACACUGACACCUCUCAAAAUGGAAAGUGAGGGCCAGUCCAAGAAUACCCUGAAAGAAGGUAGCCCCGUUUCCCCUUUGCAAAUAGAGUCAGCAUCUCCUCCCACAGAACCAGUUGCAGCCUCCGAAAGUCCAGGAGAUGGUCCAGUGGCCCAGCCAAGCCCCAAUGAUACCUCAUCCCAGGAUCCUCAGAGUAACAACUAUCAGAAUCUUCCGGUACAGGACAGAAACCUGAUGCUUCCAGAUGGUCCCAAACCUCAGGAGGAUGGCUCUUUCAAGAGGAGAUAUCCCCGUCGCAGUGCUCGGGCGCGCUCGAACAUGUUCUUCGGGCUCACCCCGCUCUAUGGAGUGAGAUCCUACGGUGAAGAAGACAUUCCAUUCUACAGCAGCUCCACAGGCAAGAAACGGGGCAAGAGAUCAGCCGAAGGACAGGUGGAUGGGGCUGACGACCUGAGCACCUCAGAUGAAGAUGACCUAUACUAUUAUAAUUUCACCAGAACAGUGAUUUCCUCAGGUGGAGACGAGCGGCUGGCAUCCCAUAAUUUAUUUCGGGAGGAGGAGCAGUGUGACCUUCCCAAAAUCUCACAGUUGGAUGGCGUCGAUGAUGGCACAGAGAGCGAUACUAGCGUCACCGCCACCACAAGGAAAAGCAGCCAGAUUCCAAAAAGAAAUGGGAAGGAAAACGGAACGGAGAACUUAAAGAUUGAGCGACCCGAAGAUGCCGGUGAGAAAGAACAUGUCAUUAAGAGUUCCGUUGGCCACAAAAACGAGCCAAAGAUGGAUAACUGCCACUCCGUAAGCCGAGUUAAAACACAGGGACAGGACUCCUUGGAGGCUCAGCUCAGCUCAUUGGAAUCCAGCCGCCGGGUCCACACGAGCACCCCGUCGGACAAGAACCUCCUGGACACCUACAAUACCGAGCUCCUCAAGUCGGACUCGGAUAACAACAACAGUGACGACUGUGGGAAUAUCCUGCCCUCGGACAUUAUGGACUUUGUACUGAAGAAUACUCCUUCCAUGCAGGCUUUGGGCGAGAGCCCGGAGUCCUCUUCGUCGGAACUCCUGAAUCUGGGUGAAGGUUUGGGUCUUGACAGCAAUCGGGAAAAGGACAUGGGUCUCUUCGAGGUCUUUUCUCAGCAGUUGCCGACGGCGGAACCCGUGGACAGUAGCGUCUCCUCCUCUAUCUCAGCAGAGGAGCAGUUUGAGCUGCCUCUGGAGCUACCGUCCGACCUGUCUGUCCUGACCACGCGGAGUCCCACUGUCCCUAGCCAGAAUGCCAGCAGACUGGCUGUAAUCUCUGACUCAGGAGAGAAGAGAGUGACCAUCACCGAGAAGUCUGUGGCCUCCUCUGAAGGUGACUCGGCACUGCUGAGUCCAGGAGUGGAUCCCACCCCCGAAGGCCACAUGACUCCCGAUCAUUUUAUUCAAGGACACAUGGACGCAGACCACAUCUCCAGCCCUCCUUGUGGUUCGGUGGAGCAAGGUCAUGGCAACAAUCAGGAUUUAACUAGAAACAGUAGCACCCCCGGCCUGCAGGUACCUGUUUCCCCUACUGUUCCUAUCCAGAACCAGAAAUAUGUGCCCAAUUCUACUGAGAGUCCUGGCCCAUCUCAGAUUUCUAAUGCAGCUGUCCAGACCACUCCACCCCACCUGAAACCAGCCACUGAGAAACUCAUUGUGGUUAACCAGAACAUGCAGCCACUUUAUGUUCUCCAAACUCUUCCAAAUGGAGUGACCCAAAAAAUCCAGUUGACCUCUUCUGUUAGUUCUACACCCAAUGUGAUGGAGACAAAUACUUCAGUAUUGGGGCCCAUGGGAAGUGGUCUCACCCUAGCCACGGGACUAAAUCCAAGUUUGCCAACGUCUCCAUCUCUGUUCCCUCCUGCUAGCAAAGGAUUGCUCCCCAUGCCUCAUCACCAGCACUUACAUUCCUUCCCUGCAGCUGCUCAAAGUAGUUUCCCACCUAACAUCAGCAGUCCUCCUUCAGGCCUACUUAUUGGGGUUCAGCCUCCUCCAGAUCCCCAACUUUUGGUUUCAGAAGCCAGCCAGAGGACAGACCUCAGUACCACAGUAGCCACUCCAUCCUCUGGACUCAAGAAAAGACCCAUAUCUCGUCUACAGACCCGAAAGAAUAAAAAACUCGCUCCCUCUAGCACCCCUUCAACCAUUGCCCCUUCCGAUGUGGUCUCUAACAUGACCCUGAUUAACUUCACACCCUCCCAGCUGCCAAACCAUCCCAAUCUGUUAGAUCUGGGGUCACUUAAUACGUCAUCUCACCGAACUGUCCCCAACAUCAUAAAAAGGUCUAAAUCUGGCAUCAUGUAUUUUGAACAGGCACCCCUGUUACCCCAGAGUGCCGCGGCGGCGGGCGCGUCCACCGUAAGCCAGGAUACUGGCCACCUCACCGCGGGGCCUGGGUCCGGCCUGGCGUCCGGUGCCUCCGUCUUGAAUGUUGUGUCCAUGCAGACCACAACCGCCCCUACAAGUAGCGCGUCCGUUCCGGGACAUGUUGCGUUAACCAACCCCAGGUUGCUCAGUGCCCCGGAUAUUGGCUCAAUAAGCAACCUUUUAAUCAAAGCUAGCCAGCAGAGCCUGGGGAUGCAGGACCAGCCCGUAGCUCUACCGCCCAGCGCGGGAAUGUUUCCACAACUGGGGGCCGCGGCGUCUAGCAUCUGUGUGCUCCCCUCUGCUCAGACUGCGGGCGUCGCAGCUGCCUCUCCUUCUGGGGAAGCGGAAGAACACUAUCAGCUUCAGCGCGUGAACCAGCUCCUUGCCAGCAAAACUGGGAUUCUCCCGUCCCAGCGCGAACUUGAUUCUGCUGCAGGGACCCAGGGAUCCACCUUCGCCCAGACAGGAGAUGCUCCUAAUAGCAUGGGGCUAGAGCAGAAUAAGGCUUUAUCCUCAGCUAUGCAAGCCAGCCCGGCCUCUCCCGGGGGCUCUCCAUCCUCUGGACAGCCCUCAGCAAGCCCCGCGGUGCCGGCUCCCACCAAACCCAAACCAAAAAUCAAACGGUUUCAGCUGCCUUUGGACAAAGGGAAUGGCAAGAAGCACAAAGUUUCCCAUUUGCGGACCAGUUCUUCUGAAGCACACAUUCCAGACCAAGAAGCCAGCACGACAUCCCUGACCUCAGUCACAGGGACUCCAGGAGCAGAGACUGAGCAGCAGGACACAGCUAAUGUGGAACAGUCAAAGGAGUGUGGGCAGCCCACAGGGCAAGUUCUUCCUGAGAUUCAGGCAACACAAAAUCCAGCAAAUGAGCAAGAAGGUACAGAACCUAAAACAGUGGAAGAAGAAGAAAGUAAUUUCAGCUCUCCACUGAUGCUUUGGCUCCAGCAAGAACAGAAGAGGAAAGAAAGCAUUGCUGAGAAAAAGCCCAAGAAAGGACUUGUUUUUGAAAUUUCAAGUGAUGAUGGCUUCCAGAUCUGUGCAGAAAGUAUUGAAGAUGCCUGGAAGUCACUGACAGAUAAAGUCCAGGAAGCUCGGUCAAAUGCCCGCCUAAAGCAGCUCUCAUUUGCAGGUGUUAACGGUUUGAGGAUGCUGGGCAUUCUUCACGAUGCAGUCGUGUUCCUGAUUGAGCAGCUCUCCGGUGCCAAGCACUGUAGGAAUUACAAAUUCCGUUUCCACAAACCAGAGGAAGCCAACGAACCCCCUCUGAACCCUCAUGGCUCAGCCAGGGCUGAAGUUCACCUGAGGCAAUCAGCUUUUGACAUGUUUAACUUCCUGGCUUCCAAACACCGGCAGCCUCCUGAAUACAACCCCAACGAUGAGGAAGAGGAGGAGGUACAGCUGAAGUCAGCUCGGAGGGCAACUAGUAUGGAUCUGCCAAUGCCCAUGCGUUUCCGGCACUUAAAAAAGACUUCUAAGGAGGCAGUUGGUGUCUACAGGUCUCCCAUCCACGGCCGGGGUCUUUUUUGUAAGAGAAACAUUGAUGCAGGUGAGAUGGUGAUUGAGUAUGCUGGCAAUGUCAUCCGCUCCAUCCAGACUGACAAGCGAGAGAAGUAUUACGACAGCAAGGGCAUCGGUUGCUACAUGUUCCGAAUUGAUGACUCGGAGGUGGUGGAUGCCACCAUGCACGGAAAUGCUGCACGCUUCAUCAAUCACUCAUGUGAGCCUAACUGCUACUCUCGGGUCAUCAACAUCGACGGGCAGAAGCACAUUGUCAUCUUUGCCAUGCGCAAGAUCUACCGUGGGGAGGAGCUCACCUACGACUAUAAGUUCCCCAUCGAGGAUGCCAGCAACAAGCUACCCUGCAACUGUGGUGCCAAGAAAUGCCGGAAGUUCCUAAACUAGAGCUGCUCCUCGCCCCCAGUGUCGGAGUACUAGGACCCAGGCCCAUCCAGAGCAAUGCUGAAGGCCUUUGCCAGCAGCUAGGAGUUCCAGGAUUGAGUGGGCACAGUUGAGGGGCCUCCGUGAUGGCUGGGCUCCCUUACGUCCUAUAUUCACGUUAGACAUGUGGUCCUAGUCCUGGAGAGAGAGAUGAGGUCUCGAAGAAAAGAUCCGCGGCCGGCUUUCUACUGGGGCCCCUCUGAUUGU
This is a messenger RNA of Odobenus rosmarus divergens (Pacific walrus), 11661 nucleotides long. RefSeq names its product myeloid/lymphoid or mixed-lineage leukemia (trithorax homolog, Drosophila) (gene KMT2A). Gene Ontology annotation, biological process: positive regulation of DNA-templated transcription. The annotation marks the transcript as partial. Gene Ontology annotation, molecular function: protein binding; zinc ion binding; DNA binding. The record is from RefSeq and is a predicted model, not a curated record. NCBI's taxonomy places the organism in Eukaryota, Metazoa, Chordata, Mammalia, Carnivora, Odobenidae. The transcript has 35 exons. Gene Ontology annotation, cellular component: nucleus; histone methyltransferase complex.